Sinocyclocheilus grahami is the source of this 1898-nucleotide messenger RNA. RefSeq names its product sine oculis-binding protein homolog. Gene Ontology annotation, biological process: animal organ development. Bases 1 to 1560 code for a protein of 519 amino acids. The transcript is spliced from 4 exons. Gene Ontology annotation, cellular component: nucleus. Lineage: Eukaryota; Metazoa; Chordata; Actinopteri; Cypriniformes; Cyprinidae. The record is from RefSeq and is a predicted model, not a curated record.
AUGUUAUCACCCUACCCGGUUUUCGUGCCAAUCCCGGUGCCGAUUCCCAUUCCCAUCCCUGUUUUCCCUCAAACGGGCCACAAAGGAGUCAUUCGAAGCCUUCAGGAGCACGAGCGUACGCCCGAUCCGGGUCACUCAGAGGAGCCCAACAAAAAAGUAAAGACCGAACGAUAUUACUAUUUGUGUGUGUUUGUGUUCCUCCAGACUCGAGAUGAGGAUCGUCAUGGCGACCAGUCUCCGCCCCCUGGCCAGACGCUGGACACGCCCUCAAGACUUCUGCUGAAGAUGAACAACAACACGCGUGUGUGUGAUUGGUGUAAACACCCGCGUCACACUAAAGAGUACCUGGACUUCGGUUCGGGCGAGGAGCGCCUGCAGUUCUGCAGCACCAAAUGCCUAAACCACUACAAGAUGGACGUGUUUUACCAGGAAGCUCGUGCCGCCCUCUCCGGCUCCGCCCACAAAGAUGAGGAGGACCGCCCCAAAACGGCUGUGGCAGAAAACCAGAAACUCCUCACCCCGGAGGCCUGGGACAGACCAGCGAAAACCCUCUCGCCCCGAAGCCCGCCGCAGCUGAGGAUUCAGACCAGCGUAUCGCCCUCUUCUACGGCUCGCCCGGCUCGUGUUACUCCGGAACAGCCACGCCCACCUCAGAUGCCCCUCCCCUUUGUGCGCCCACCCCUGCGAAGCCCCGCCUCUCACCCGCCCCGCCCCCUCAGCCCUAACCAGAGGGCUUCCUUUGCGCCGCCUCCUCUCCUCCAGCCUUUCCCCGCCCCUUACAUGCCCUUCCACCCGGCGUACCCGCCCCAUUUACCCCCGCCCUGGCCGCAGCCCAUGAUGUUAUCACCCUACCCGGUUUUCGUGCCAAUCCCGGUGCCGAUUCCCAUUCCCAUCCCUGUUUUCCCUCAAACGGGCCACAAAGGAGUCAUUCGAAGCCUUCAGGAGCACGAGCGUACGCCCGAUCCGGGUCACUCAGAGGAGCCCAACAAAAAAGUAAAGACCGAACGAUGUGCUUCUCCUCUCGCAUCGGAGCGCCAGGUGAUUCAGUGUCUCCGCAAACACCCGGUGAAAGAGGAAACUCACACGCGCGCAUCUCCAACGCACAAAGCACUUUACGCAUCUGUCGUCACGCCGACGGCCUCUAGAAUCGUUACUCCCGCCUCUUUGUACUCAUUGGCUCGUUCGACCGCCAUACAAGCCGCCUCGUUCUCACUGGACAGCUCCUCUCAGUCUCCUCUCUCCGACUGCGAAGAGGUGAAAGAGAACAGCUAUUUGAGUGGGCGGGACGACGGCUCGGCCAAUCGCUGGCCGGCAGAGCAGACGGACUGCCGGAGCGACCAAUCGAAAGAGAGCAGGGGGGAGGAGGAAGCACCGCAGGAUGUAGAGCACACCUACGCGCGGUCCGUACCGCCCAAACUACACGAGAAAAACACACAAACGCAUUUACACAUGCAAACCUGGGAGAAAAACACGGAUCUGGGAUCCGAGCCGAGCGGACGGGACGAUCCAGAACCAGCCAUGAAGAGACGAUGCUUGAGAAUCAGAGACCAGAACAAAUGAGGCCCGGGGUGUAAAUGCAGUGAUGACACGAUCGAGACGAGCGAUGCGGUGUGUGAACGUACAGAGGACACCCAUCCAGACGCAGCAGCAGAGCAUCAUGGGAGUCACAGAUCCAGCGCAUGUGAUCCAAUUAGACCGCAUAUGUGUGUGUGUGUGUGUGUGUGUUUUCCUGCUGAGCUCCUACAAAGCCAGGCAUUGUUCCUCACUGCCAGUGUGUGUGUGUGUGUGUGUGUGUGUGUUCAGCUGUGGUUUAGGAUUACCUGACACACACUGGCUCUUUGGCUACAGGGCAUUUUUAGACUUCUCCGAAAGAGUGCCAAGAGGACAAAUACACACAC